This is a messenger RNA of Panicum virgatum (switchgrass), 609 nucleotides long. RefSeq names its product ubiquitin-like. The record is from RefSeq and is a predicted model, not a curated record. Lineage: Eukaryota; Viridiplantae; Streptophyta; Magnoliopsida; Poales; Poaceae. The coding region runs from base 60 to 485 and encodes 141 amino acids. Gene Ontology annotation, cellular component: nucleus; ribosome; cytoplasm. Gene Ontology annotation, molecular function: protein tag activity; ubiquitin protein ligase binding; structural constituent of ribosome. The transcript has 3 exons. Gene Ontology annotation, biological process: protein ubiquitination; modification-dependent protein catabolic process; translation.
CACCCACCAACACGAAAGCUGCCGCCGGUGCGCGACGAGACGAAAGCUACUAGGCCAAGAUGCAGAUCUUCGUGAAGACGCUGACGGGGAAGACGAUCACGCUGGAGGUGGAGAGCAGCGACACCAUCGACAACGUCAAGGCCAAGAUCCAGGACAAGGAGGGCAUCCCGCCCGACCAGCAGCGCCUCAUCUUCGCCGGGAAGCAGCUCGAGGACGGCCGCACCCUCGCCGACUACAACAUCCAGAAGGAGUCGACGCUGCACCUGGUGCUGCGCCUCCGCGGCGGCAGCAGGGGUGGAUACCCCACGGGGAUCGAGCCCAGCCUCCGCGAGCUCGCGCAGAAGUACAACGAGAGGAAGAUGGUCUGCCGCAAGUGCUAUGCACGGCUUCCAAAAAGAGCUACCAACUGCCGCAAGAAGAAGUGUGGCCACAGCAACGAGCUAAGGUCAAAGAAGAAGUUCAUGUCCAAGAUCGGUGGAACUUGAGCUCUUGGAGCGCCCUGUCAUGCAUCAGUUGAAAUAUUUUACUUUCCAGUGUCUAGAUAUUGAACGUUUCUUCGUUUAUGAUGAAUAAAGUUCAUAGGGGGGCAAGCCCUGUUCUUGAUUGAGA